AUGCAACGAUGUUACCGAACGAUACAUAAUGCGAUCUGUCAGGGCGUGAACCUGUCGCCACUCCAUACCACUUCAUGGGAAGCCCUUGCCCGCCAUGGCUUCUCGCGCACCUUUACCACUUCCGCCUCCUGGAAGGCAAGCCCUGUGAGGGUCAAGUCUGAUCUCGAACGUCGCAUCGCCGAUAUUCCUAUUGAACGCUUCCGCAACUUCUGUAUUGUUGCUCACGUCGACCAUGGCAAGUCCACGCUCAGCGACCGCUUGCUCGAGCUAACAGGCACGAUACCACCUGGAGGCAAGCAACAGAUCUUGGACAAGCUGGAUGUGGAGAGGGAGCGAGGUAUCACGGUGAAGGCACAGACAUGCAGCAUGCUGUACAAGUACAAUGGCGAGGAUUAUCUGCUGCAUCUGGUUGACACACCUGGACACGUGGACUUCCGUGCAGAAGGUGUACAAGCGCAGACGGUCUCAAACUUCUACCUCGCCUUCGCACAGGACCUGUCCCUUGUGCCUGUGCUGAACAAGGUGGACUUGCCUUCUGCAGACACGAAGCGUACACUGGAACAGCUUCGCGAUAUACUGGAAGUUGACGCAACCAAUGCCGUGAUGGUUUCGGCGAAGACCGGACUGAACGUGGCAAAGCUGUUACCGAACAUCGUUGAGCAAAUACCAGCUCCGAUAGGAAACGAUACUGCGCCACUCAGACUUCUUCUGGUGGACAGCUGGUACGACAAUUACAAAGGCGUAAUCCUGCUUGUGCGUAUCUUUGAAGGCACGAUUAGGCCUGGGGAUCGCAUCGUGUCAUAUGCUACAGGUAGUCAAUACAUCGUAGGCGAAGUAGGGAUCAUGUAUCCAUUAGAGACGGCACAAACGUGUCUCCGAGCAGGACAAGUGGGCUACAUCUACUUCAAUCCGGGCAUGAAACGCAUCAAGGAGGCAAAGCUCGGCGAUACAUACACAGUUGUGGGCAAUCAAGACAAGGUUGUGCCAUUACCAGGGUUCGAAGAACCACAGAGCAUGGUUUUCGUCGCAGCUUUCCCGACAGAUCAGAGCGACUAUGCGCAUCUUGAGGAUAGCAUCAAUCAGGUCACGCUCAAUGACCGAAGCAUUACGAUCGUCAAAGAGUCCUCGGAUGCUCUUGGUGCUGGAUGGCGAUUGGGCUUCCUCGGCACACUGCACUGCUCUGUCUUUGAGGAUCGCCUUCGCCAGGAGCACGGUGCAAGCAUCAUUAUCACGCCACCAUCCGUUCCUUUCAAGAUCGUGUGGAAGGAUGGUCGAGAAGAAAUUGUGAGCAACCCGAACGACUUCCCGGACCCGCACUCGCAACAGUAUCAUGGACGCAUCAUAUCACUGCAAGAGCCAUACAUCACAGCGACCAUCACCCUGCCAGAGGAGUAUCUCGGCAAAGUCAUUGAGCUCUGCGAAGCCAAUCGUGGCGAGCAGGAGAGUCUGAGCUUUUUCACAGCCACGCAGGUCAUCUUGAAGUAUUCGCUACCACUCGAAAGGUUAGUCGACGACUUCUUCGGCAAGCUGAAGUCAUCCACCAAAGGCUAUGCCAGUCUCGACUACGAAGAAGCAGGUUACAAGCAGUCCAGCAUUGCCAAACUCCAGCUUCACGUCAACAAAGUGCCUGUCGACGCCGUCGCGCGCGUUGUACAUAUCUCGCAGGCCGAACGGCUUGGCAAGGAGUGGGUCUCGAAGUUCAAGGAGCAUGUUGACAGGCAAAUGUUUGAAGUCGUGAUUCAAGCUGUUUGUGGCAAGCGUGUAGUUGCCCGAGAGACUCUCAAGGCCUUCCGGAAAGAUGUCACAUCGAAGCUGCAUGCUGCCGAUGUCAGUCGGCGCAGGAAGUUGCUGGAGAAGCAAAAAGAGGGAAGGAGGAAGCUGAGGGCUGUGGGCAAUGUCUCGAUUGAUAACAAGGCUUUCCAGAGCUUCCUUGCUAAGUAG
Recurvomyces mirabilis is the source of this 1941-nucleotide messenger RNA. RefSeq names its product Translation factor guf1 mitochondrial (gene GUF1). Gene Ontology annotation, molecular function: GTP binding; mitochondrial ribosome binding; GTPase activity. Gene Ontology annotation, biological process: positive regulation of translation. Gene Ontology annotation, cellular component: mitochondrion. NCBI's taxonomy places the organism in Eukaryota, Fungi, Ascomycota, Dothideomycetes, Mycosphaerellales, Teratosphaeriaceae. The coding region runs from base 1 to 1941 and encodes 646 amino acids. The transcript has 2 exons. The record is from RefSeq and is a predicted model, not a curated record.